This is a messenger RNA of Bradysia coprophila, 1047 nucleotides long. RefSeq lists its product as uncharacterized. The record is from RefSeq and is a predicted model, not a curated record. Lineage: Eukaryota; Metazoa; Arthropoda; Insecta; Diptera; Sciaridae.
AUGGUAAUGGAAGAUUUGGAAGAAACCACGAUUAAAAAACUACCUUUCACGAUACCAUUCUACAAAAGAUAUGUCGAUGACAUCAUCGUGGCUAUACCAGAGAAUGAAAGCCAAACCAUGAUGAACCAUUUCAACAACCACCAUCGGAAUCUAAAAUUCACUGUAGAGGAGGAAGUCAGUUCAUCGAUAAAUUUCCUGGACAUGACCCUGAAUAGACGCAAUGACGGAAAGGUCGACACGAAAUGGUACCAAAAAUCCAUAGCUUCCGGAAGAUACUUACAUUUCCAAGCCCACAACCCGAUGACACACAAAAGAAAUGUCGCAACAACACUCACCGACCGGGCCAUCGCUUUGACAAAUCCACAAGACCGACCAAAAAGCAUCGAAAGAGUAAAAGAACUUCUGACAGGAAAUGGAUAUCCAGAACCGUUCGUUUCGAACAUCAUAGCGAAUCGAGUCGACAAAUACUACAACAACUGCAGAAUAAAAAGCGACAGAAAGAACCGAUUCAUAUCGGCACCAUACGUUCCCGGUCUGUCCGAACGACUGAAGAAAACGCUGAACAGAUACGAUAUGACGUUAAGCUGCAAAACGACAAAUAAAAUUGGCAACAUCUACACACGAACGAAAUACAAGAUACCUAAAGAACAAAAAUCGAAAGUCGUAUACCAGAUCAAAUGUCAAGACUGUAACUGCACAUACAUUGGCAUCACGAAACAGAAAUUGAAAGAUAGGAUGACAAAACACAAGAGCGAUGUCCAUCUGAAGAAACAACAGAACACCACCGGACUAACACUCCAUGCAGUAAACAAAUCCCACACGUUCAAUUUCAAUGACGUCACGAUACUCGAACAGAUCCCGAACUAUUGGCAACGUCUCAUAGCAGAAAAAAUGUACAUACACAAGACGCCGAAUACAGUCAACACACAAACAGAUAAAUCAGGUCUACACACCUCAUACGUUAACCUGAUGAAAAUACAUCGAACAAUGAACAUAGAUCGCCAAAACGACAAUGCUAACAACACUGCGCACGACACUCAACCAUAA